Caenorhabditis auriculariae is the source of this 5707-nucleotide messenger RNA. The record is from the annotation of a GenBank genome assembly. Lineage: Eukaryota; Metazoa; Nematoda; Chromadorea; Rhabditida; Rhabditidae.
AUGGUAUGUUUUUUUUCUCAUUAAAGAGACCUCAAACCGAUCGGAUUGUGGUUUUACCUCAGAUCCCGAAAAUUCAGACUUAUAAGAAUUGAGUGAUCUUAGUCGUAUCUUAAUAAAGAAUGAAUCUUAUCUUACAAUUUUACAAACAUUUUUUCAGGUCUUGUAUAAAACUGUUUUUGUUUCUGAAAUACUUGUUUUCAGUUCGGUUGGAUACACGAAAGCUUUCGUCAACUCGUUACUCGCAAGUAUGGAAAGGAUAUUUGGCAGAAAAUUGUGUAAGUGGAUUAAAGUUAUUUUCUCUUUUUUUUAACUUUUUUUGUUGAUUAAACUGUAGCUAUACAACGAAUUUGGUUUUUAUUAUACUUUUUUGUUGUAGCGAGCUGGCAAAGUUUGAGCUCGGCACGGAGAAUGAAAUCGCGCAUUAUUACAACGAUGACGAGACAAUGAGGAUCGUCAACGCUAUGGCCAAUGUCAUCGGUUUGUCUGACUUUCCUAGAAGACAAAAAAUACUCGUAGUGAUAGUUCUUACUUUGGUCUUUAAGGAAUACCUAUCGAAGAAAUUUGGGAAGCGUAUGGCGGGUUUCUCAUUCAGUUCACAAUGGAAACGGGUUGGGACGAAUUGCUCCGAGCGAUGGCCCCCGAUCUUGAGGUAUUCUUUGAACUCAUAUAAUCUCUCCAAUAACAGGAACUACUGCUGACUUUUUGUUUCAAGGGGUUCUUGGACUCUCUCGAUUCUUUGCACUAUUUUAUCGACCACGUCGUGUACAAGACGAAACUGCGCGGUCCUUCCUUCCGAUGUGACGUCCAACCCGACGGAACCCUUCUUCUCCACUACUACUCCAAGAGAAGCGGUCUCUACCCGAUCGUCAAAGGUAACGAAAAGCUCAGUCUUCAAUCAUAUUUUACUCUUCUAGGCGUGGUCCGUGAGGUGGCAAGGCGAAUUUACGACACGGAAGUCGUCAUGAAAGUUCAGGAAAGAAAGCAGGAGCAUCUCGGUUUUUCCUGUCCUUCUCCUUUUGCGAAAUUUCGCGGAUUCAGAUGCUUUUGUGACCGAACACGUCGUUUUUGUGAUCAGCCAGAUCGAGAACGGCAACAGCGCGAUUCAGAAGUCGAUAUCCUCCAAGAGCGACUCCCAGAUCGAUCUUUCGGCAGUAAAACAUUUCACACAGGCGUGGCAAGACUGUUUGGCUAUAUUCCAGGGGAUAUACGAAAUGUCGUCUUCGGACUUUUCGACGGCUUUUCCCUACCACAUCUGCUUCGACCGCGACCUCUACCUCGAGCACUACGGAAGCUUCAUCAAAGUCAGCUUUAUCCUAUAUAUUGACAAGGCAACUUAAAAAGCCAGUCGAAUCAGGGUCACGGGUGAAAUCGAGUCUAAUCAAUAUCCGAAUGGAAACUUUUCAUUUUCUUUCUCACAUACCCAUGACGAAAACCAAAUGAAUUGAGAAGUGAAAGUUAUAUUUUGUUUCCAGAAAUCUUACCCGAAUGCCGUUCGACAGGAGACCAAGGUCACUGACAUCAUGGAACUCGUUCAUCCCGAGGUUGUCUUAUAAACUCAUAAAAGAGCCUCAAAAAUAAUUUUAGGUGCCAUUUUCUUACGAUUCUAUCAAGUACUUCAAGAACAGUUUAUUCGUGUUCAGGCUCAAGGUUUGCAAUUUCAGAAUUAGAAAGAACUGAGUCACUUUUUUAAACUUUCAAUUGAUUUUUGUUUCCAGGGAAUAGGUGAUAUUGUGCACGCCAACAAGGAGGAAAUGAAGUCGGUUCUGCUCAAAGGUUUGAAAAUCUGAUUGAAUAAUUCAUCUCCUGUCAAGGAUCCAUGGUUUUCAUCGACGACGGAAAAUACAUCCUCUAUCUGUGCUCAGUUAACGUCACAACGGUUCAAAUCGAUAUUUUCUCUUUUCAAAGAGAGAAAAAUAUCUUUCAGGUCAGAGAGCUGAUCGAGAGGAAUUUGCACCUUUCGGAUAUGCAGAGACACGACGGAACUCGCGAUUUGAUCAUGUUGAAUCAGAGCAGAAUGAGCCAAGUCGAACUGAAGUCAGUGGAGAUAGAAACAAGCUCGAUUUUUAAGAAUUUUCUCAUAAGUCGUAUCUUUUGAACUAGAAGUUUGUGCAGGUAGCCAUUGCCGAGCCUCAAAGUAAUAUGACUCUCCUUGUAAGAAGAAAGCUUUCAAAGCAGGAAUUCGGGAAAGUUGAAACUUUUCGCCACCAAGAAGUUUUUUGACCGAUUUUGAAGGAAGUCUGAAUUUUCUGAUAAAAUGAGCUUUUCUUUCAAAAGUUUAUUUUCAACUCUCAACUGGCUAUAAAUAUUUGCGUCAUGCAAGCUUUGCAAAAGAGUACAUUUUUUGGUAAUGGCCUAUAUAAUGAAAAAGUUUUUUGAUAAAUGGGGAAAAUGUUGAUUUCCAGCCGAACUCUUGAAGAGACGACGAAAAAGCUGAAGAAGAUGGCGGCGGAGCUGGAGGUUGAGAAGCAGAAGACGGACGAGCUGCUCUGCGAGCUGAUGCCGCCCUCUGUGGCCGACUCGCUCAGACAGGGCCGCACGAUGGACGCCAGUCAGUCCAAUUCUUCCGUCUGUUCUCCGAAAGGAGCCUUCUUCAGAAGAGUUCUCUGACUGCACGCUCCUCUUCACGGACAUCGUCACCUUCACGAACAUCUGCGCAUUGUGCACGCCCUACGACGUCGUCACGCUCCUCAACGACUUGUAUCUUCGUUUCGAUCGUCUCGUCGGAUUGGUUUGUUCUAUUCACUCACGAAAAUUGAAUUCUAUAAAAUUCUGAAAGUGGUGAAUACUAAAGUAAAUCUUCUUUUUCCUUCUUUUUCCUACGCCUUCGUACCGCUUGAGCGACGCCGGCGCCCCAAGUCGAUUGGCCGAAGCGCUAUCCUGAUAUCAGUGAUAAUCAGUGAACUGGCUCUAGUGACAUAUUCGUCUUUUUUUACUCCCAACAUUUCUUAAGCCCCGUGGUUGGUUGGGUCGCGACGGAGAUCGAACUUUUGACCCUCGUAGACAAGCGCACAACCUGUUGCGCUACGGCGCGCCCCGAAUACUUGAGAAAAUGAAGUGCAUUUGAAAUUUAGUUCUAAAAAAUUUUAAAUCAAAGCGAUUUUCAUGUCUGUUUGUUUUCUUUUGAAGUCCUUCAUUUUAUCGAUGACUUCUUCGUUUUAAAAAGGCAAAAAAAAACGAAAAUUGCUCAAUUUUCGGUACUGAUUAGACAUAGCGGGAAUUUUUUUGUUGAGCAAUCUAGCUGAGAAGAUUCACUGUUCCCAAGAAAAAAAAAGCAUUCGUUUCAUUUUUCGACGUUUUUUUCUAGCACGACGCCUACAAAGUGGAAACAAUCGGCGACGCCUACAUGAUCGUCGGCGGCGUGCCUGAACACUGCGACAAUCACGCAGAGCGAGUUCUCAACAUUUCUAUCGGUAUGCUCUUUUCGAGUGAAGAUUGUUGUCGAUUUCGAAAAGUUAUCGGCUUUAUAUUUUCUUUUAUCGUGACUUUGAAACUUUUUACUUUCUAUAUUUAAUAUUAAAUUUCAACGGCAUUAUUAUUUUCCAUGAAUGCUAGGGCAACUGUGAACAGAGAAGCCAGACUGUUUCAAGAUAUAGAGACAAUUGAUUCUUCAACCGUUUCACAGACAUCUUCCCCUAAUUCCCAUGCUCAAAAAUUGAAGGAAUGUUGAUGGAGUCGAAACUUGUCCUCUCGCCGAUCACCCACAAGCCCAUCAAAAUGCGGAUCGGCGUCCACAGUGGUCCCGUCGUCGCAGGCGUCGUCGGCAUCAAAAUGCCGCGGUAUUGUCUUUUCGGCGACUCGGUCAACACCGCCAACAAGAUGGAGUCCAACGGCGUUCAGUGCAAGAUCCACGUCAGCGAGUCUGCCAAGGUCAUUCCUACCUUCUAAAAGAUUUUUGCAUUUUUUCUCAAUCCUAAACUUUUGAAAAUGGGCUAAAAAGAUCCUAGGAGUCUCUAAAUGCACGACUUUCAUUAAGAGUAGCCCACUAUCCUAGAUAAUCUUGAGACAAUAAGAUAUUCGAGCUUCUUUUUCGAUUAAAAAUUAAAAAAAGAGCAGAUUGUACUUUUAAAAAUAUUCCCAAAACUUUGAGAAGAUUACGAGUAAUAAAAAAUCAUUCGAACGUCUCAAAAUAAUAAACUGUUUUUUUGAAAGAAAAAUAAACUUUACUGGUGUUCGAAAUGCUUGACUUUUCUUUCAAAUCUAAACCCAAAAUCCAAAAUCAAAGUCUUUGAAACCCGCUAUUGUUCCUCACAUACAUUACCAAACAAGAAAAUUGCUUGAGAUUCAAUUUUUUUGGUUCAGAACAACGGACUGAAGGCGAAUCCGUGCUACGUUUUCGCUGACAGAGGCAACACAGAAAUUCGGGUGAGCCUCUCUUUCAAAAAGUUUCGAAUUUUUUCGUAGGGGAAAGGAAUAAUGUACACGUACUUCCUGGAGCGAAACGACCGGAAAAGCGUCUGGGAGAUCUGCGCCCGACCGAGAUGUGAGUUCGAGGGAGACUUGAAGUAGGGAGCGGAGAUUUGCAGCCGGAGAGCAGACGAUCGACGGCUACAUGGAACUGCACGACCAGAGCAUCUACCAGGAAGAUCCGGUCACGGUGCCGUCGUCCGCGGCCAACGGCCACGACGCCAAGGCCAAACCUGUGGUGAGCGACUCUGGAAAAAAGAGUAGAAGAAUCGGAUAAACUUGAAGAUUGACAUCGUUUCAUGGUUUUUCCUUGUUUCUGAAUGAUUUGUAAUCUUUAAGAAGCUAAUAAAUUCAUAAGAAGUCAAAAAAAAAGCUCUGGAUUUUCAAGUUUCUGCUAUUUUCCUCAGAGAACUCAAACUGCUCAUUUUCUCUGCUAAUUAAAAACUGAUUUUUUUCUUUUUAUUUAGUUUUAAAUUCACAAGAAUACGCUGAACUUUCUUCGCUUUUUAAAAUAACUCGAAAUGCGAGAAAAAGUCAUGAUCAGAGUAAUUUCCGCGAAAUGCAAAAUUUUAUCUGACUCUACAAAAAUUAGUUAUCUUUUUCUCUCUCUGAUGCCGUGUUCAAAGUGAUUCCGCGAAAUUCAAAAUAGCCGUCAGAGAAAGAGAAAGAUAACUAAAUUUUGGAGGGUCAGAGACCAUUUUGCAUUUCGCGGAAAUUACUUUGAACACGGCAUGACAGCUAUUUUGAAUUUCGCGGAAUCACUUUGAACACGGCAUGAGAUUCUAAAAGCCGAAAAGUUUUCUGGAUUCAAAAAUCCUUCUUCAUUUUUAUUGAGAAUGGUCCCUUUGGGUUCUGGUUGUGGAGUCUACGUUUGAAUUUUCGAAAGUUAGGGAGCGUUCAAAAUGAGAGGGCGGGCGUUUCUUUUUCUCUCGAAGCUCUUUUGUUUCCCAGUGCUCUCAUGCUUUCGAAGGUUCAGUUCCAACAGAGAUUUGCUAGUCAAAAUAUUUUUCAAAUGAGCGAAGGAUGUUUUUGUGGAAUGUCAGUUCGAUUCUUUGCUGUCUUGAUCCAUCCGAUGUUUCAUUCUAUUAGGUUGGCAUGAAAGAAAUGCGGCUCGUUUUUGUCGGCUUCUAAUUAAUCCAAGAAGCAAUAUUAUUUGGAAAGGUAUCUUUUGUCGAAAAGGGCUUGUCCUUGUGCGUCAUUGGAUAUAUGCCACCCUAAUAUAAUUCGAAUUCAGGCGAAUGGCAACUCGAGUGUCGAUCCCGGCAGCCAUCACAUAAGGUCGCCCACGUGUAACAUAUUAUAA